Molecule: messenger RNA, 3182 nt
Organism: Elaeis guineensis (African oil palm)
Lineage: Eukaryota; Viridiplantae; Streptophyta; Magnoliopsida; Arecales; Arecaceae
Source: RefSeq, a predicted model, not a curated record
CCUAAAUGCAAACAGAAACUCUGUGUGCCGCUGUCGCAUCCUGAACCCCAACGAACCGUGCAACCCAGACACCUCUCCUGGCUUUCCAGCCAACAGAGAGACGACGCGUGUCCUCUCUAGUGGAAAACCAACCGUGCCUCCCUCUCUGUCUCCGGGAAGUCCCUUCCCCCUCUUUCUCUCCCCCAACCUCCUCCUCCGUUGCGGUGCCCAAAAUCGGCAUUGCCCUCUUUUCCUCUCAAAAGUUUGGUCGCUUUUGAUCUCAUAUGCUCUUUUUUUUUUUGUUUGUUUCCUGGUAAUUCUUUUCCUCUUUUAUCUCGAUUUUAAUCUCUGGUCUCUUUCUUGGAAAUAUUCAUUCAUGAUUUUGAUAUCGAGUAGGGUUCUACGGUUCAUUUUUUAUCGCGCAUUUUUUCUUUUCUUGUACGGAGACUAGGCGAGGUUUCUUGAUCGCCGUGCAUUAAUGGGCUUCUCGACGAUGUAAAUUGCGUAUUCUAUCAAAGAGGUCAUAUACAUCUCAUUCGUUUGGUAAUUUGAUGAAUAUCUUGAGUUUUUUGUGCUCUAAUUCGGUAAAAGAAGAACCGUAUGCAACUGGUCGAUACAUUGUAAUGCUCAUCGUAUUUUCACAGACAACAUUAGAUUUCUUUUUCUUCUUUUCGACAGAAUCCAGCGAUAUUCGGCGCCGCCAUGGCUCCAACACCUGAGCGGAAGAAGGAUUAUUUGUCUAUGGAUUUGUCUCGUCUUCUGACUUCUGCAGGCAUAAAUAUAGGCAUCUGCGCGCUGUUCUUGUCGCUGUAUUCGGUCUUCAGGAAACAGCCAGGGAACGUUUAUGUGUAUUUCGGGCGGAGGCUUUCCCAAGAGGAUGGCAAACUCCAGAACAUCAACGCUUUGGAAAGAUUUGUGCCCUCUGCUAGCUGGAUCGUGAAGGCUUGGCAGAUUACAGAAGAUGAACUGCUGUCAUUUGCUGGAAUAGAUGCAGUGGUAUUCCUCAGAGUACUUGUUUUCAGCAUCCGUAUCUUCUCCAUAGCUACCGUGGUGUGCAUAUUUGGAGUUCUUCCUGUCAAUUAUUUUGGCGAAGUAAAGAAACAUAUGGCCAUCCGUCCAGAGGCAUUAUUUGUAUUUACCAUUGCAAAUGUCAAGGAUGAGUCUCAGUGGCUUUGGGUUCACUGUGUUGCAUUGUAUAUUAUAACCCUUUCAGCUUGUAUUCUUCUUUAUUUUGAAUACAAGAGCAUUUCUGGAAUGAGGCUUGCACAUAUUAGUAACUCGCCCCCCAAUCCCAGUCAUUUUUCUGUUCUUGUCCGUUCUGUCCCAAGGUCUUCAAAUGAAUCUUUGGACGAUGCCAUCAAAAACUUCUUCACAAAUUAUCAUGGAUUAAGUUACUUAUCACAUCAAACAGUUCAUCGAGCAGGGAAAGUUCAUAAAUUUAUGUCUACUGCAGAGAAGGUUUAUAAGAAGUUUGUACGUUUAAAGGUUACUCAGUUUGACCACAAAUGCAGAGCUAAUAAAUACAGAUGCGGCCUUUGUGGAGGAACAUCAAAUUCUUUCCAGCUGUACCAUGAUGACUUUGAGCCUGAUGCAAAUAAAGGAGGCCAAGACCGUUCGGAAAGAAAUGCUGAGAAAAAGGAAUGCUCGGCUGCUUUUGUUUUUUUCAAGACCCGCUAUGCUGCAGUUGUUGCUUCACAGGUUCUUCAGUCAUCAAACCCCAUGCUAUGGGUCACAGACCCCGCUCCAGAACCACAUGAUGUUUAUUGGCCAAACCUUUGGAUACCAUACAGACAGCUUUGGAUUCGUCGGAUAACAAUUCUUGUAGCUAGUACUUUUCUUAUGAUUCUGUUAGUUCCUCCAAUCACACUUUUACAAGGUUUAACGCAACUGGAAGAAUUGAAAGAGAAGCUACCCUUUGUGAACAUUAUAAUUAAGAGGAAUAUCUUGGUGCGACUAGUGUCAGGCUACCUUCCUAGUGUCCUUUUACAGCUACUCAUCUAUACUGUUCCUCCAAUAAUGAUGCUAUUUUCUGCUGUUGAAGGACCUAUUUCCCGCAGCGGCAGAAAAAAGAGCGCUUGUUGCAAAGUAUUAUAUUUUACCAUCUGGACUGUCUUUUUUGUUAAUGUUAUAUCUGGUACAGUCCUAAACAAGCUGGAUGUCAUUUCUACACCAAAAGACAUUCCUUCCUUGCUUGCCAAAGCUGUUCCUGAGCAGUCAACAUUUUUCAUGACUCAUGUUCUGACAUCAGGAUGGGCAAGUUUAUCUUCUGAAAUAAUGCAAACUUUUGCCCUAGUAUACAAUUUUGUGAGAAAAAAUAUACUCCGACUUCAGGAAGAUCCAGAGUCUGUUCCAUCCUUUCCAUAUCACACUGAAGUUCCAAGAGUUCUCGUGUUCGGCCUACUUGGUUUCACUUGUUCCAUUUUGGCACCUCUAAUAUUGCCCUUCUUGCUGGUGUACUUCUUCCUUGGUUAUGUGGUGUAUCGCAACCAGAUUAUGAAUGUAUAUUGUUCAAAAUAUGAAUCUGGAGGGCAAAUGUGGCCCAUUGUGCACAACACAGCAAUCUUCUCUCUAAUACUGACACAGAUAAUAGCUCUUGGAGUUUUUGGGAUGAAGAGAUAUCCAGGUGCUUCAGGUUUCACCAUUCCUCUUGUGAUUGCUACAAUCCUCUUCAAUGAAUACUGCAGGCAGCGGUUUUACCCCAUGUUCAAUAAUAUAUCUGCACAGGAUCUUAUCGAGAUGGACCGAGAUGACGAGCAAUCUGGCAGGAUGGAAGAAAUUCAUCAACUGCUGCUCACAGCUUAUUGCCAGUCCGCACCAGCUGCUACCUCUCCGGAUGUAGGUGAUGACGAUGGAUCAAUCAUUAGUAAAGUCAGCAUAACAGACCGCUCUCAUGAAAUCAGUAUCACUGCACACCCAACUUGGGACUCUCGUGCCUAGUACAAAGACAUGCAGCAUCUCACCUUAUCAGGAUAUGAUUCAUCAAUGUAAAGUUGCCUAUUUGACUUCUUUUUUUUUUUUUGGUUGCCAUCAACCACAGAUAGUAUAGGCGCUUAUGGAACAGCAGCGUUGUUUUGUAAAUAUUGUUUAUCAUUGGGAUCUUCUCUUUAUACCACUGUUCCCAAUGAAUUGAAUCAAACAGCUUAAGGAUCCAGGAAUCUCAGUUCACUGCUGAAUAUCACAAUUGAAAGGCUUAUCACUUCACA